UUUGUAGUGAAAACAAAACGAUCCCGGAUUGUUUGUGGCGUCGUUAGUUAUCUUCUGGACGCUUGGAUCGCGAAACGUGCUCUGGUUUUAAUCGGUAGAGUCGACAUCAAUAUGCUCUGGGAAUUCUUGGGGUUGUUUGCCAUCGCCUGCGGUUUGUUCUACCGCUGGGCAUCUGCAAACAAUGACUUUUUCAAAAACAAGAAUAUACCUUUUGCAAAGCCCACUCUAUAUUUUGGCAAUAUGGGCCAAAUGUUUUUCAAAAAGAAAUCCAUGUUCGAUAUAGUCUGUGAGCUCUACAACCAAGGAGGCUCUAACAAGGUUUUUGGAAUCUUCGAGCAACGGCAACCCCUAUUAAUGGUUCGAGACCCUGAUCUUAUAAAGCAAAUCACCAUCAAGGACUUCGAUCACUUUAUCAACCAUCGAAAUGUGUUCGCCACCUCCAGUGACGAUGAUCCCCACGAUAUGAGUAAUCUUUUUGGUAGCUCGCUGUUCUCUAUGCGGGAUGCCCGGUGGAAGGAUAUGCGCAGCACUCUGAGUCCUGCUUUCACAGGCAGCAAAAUGCGUCAGAUGUUCUCGCUGAUGAAUCAAGUAGCCAAAGAGGCCGUUGACUGUUUAAAGCGCGAUGAAAAAAUUGAGGAGGGGAUUGAGUUGGACUUGAAAGACUACUGUACAAGAUUCACCAAUGAUGUGAUCGCCUCGACAGCCUUUGGUCUUCAGGUGAAUUCUUUCAAGGAGCGCGAAAACACCUUCUAUAUGAUGGGGAAAAAGUUGACAACAUUUACCUUUGCCCAGAACAUUAAGUUCUUGGUAUUCUUUACUUUAAAAAGGCUUAAUAAGAUUUUGAAAAUCGAACUUUUCGACAAAAAGAGCACUCAGUACUUUGUUCGACUGGUCCUAGAUGCUAUGAAGUACCGACAGGAGCACAACAUUAUCCGUCCAGAUAUGAUAAAUAUGUUGAUGGAGGCUCAGGGUAUCUUCCAAACUGAGAAGACUAAAACGACCCCCGUUCGAGAGUGGAGCGAUCGAGAUAUUGUGGCCCAGUGCUUUGUGUUUUUCUUCGCCGGAUUUGAGACCUCGGCGGUGCUUAUGUGUUUCGCCGCCCAUGAGCUGAUGGAGAACGAGGAUGUGCAGCAGAAGCUGUUCGAGGAGGUGCAGCAGGUGGAUCAGGAGCUCGAUGGCAAGGAACUGACCUAUGAGGCCAUCAUGGGCAUGAAGUAUUUGGAUCAGGUGGUCCAGGAAGUUCUCCGAAAAUGGCCGGCAGCUAUUGCUGUUGAUAGGGAGUGCAAUCAGGAUAUCACCUAUGAGGUAGAUGGCCAGAGCGUGGAAAUAAAGAAGGGCGAUGUCAUCUGGUUGCCCACCUGUGGCUUCCACCGUGAUCCCCAGUACUUUGAGAAUCCCAAAAAGUUUGAUCCGGAGCGUUUUAGUGACGAAAACAAGGCAAAUAUUCAGCCUUUCACAUACUAUCCUUUUGGACUUGGCCCACGGAAUUGCAUAGGAUCACGUUUCGCUCUUUUGGAGGCAAAGGCUGUCAUUUACUAUCUUCUUAAGAACUACCGCUUCGUCCCUGCCAAAAAGUCUUGUAUUCCACUUGAGCUCUCCAGCAGUGGAUUUCAAUUGGUACCCAAAGGUGGAUUUUGGCUCAAGCUUGUGCCGCGUAAUUGAUUUUGUAAAACUGUUAAAUGUUUAUUGAUAAUUUUAAAUGUGAUUUAUUAAAGAUUUAAUUCAGCCAAUACGAUUUUGUAUGGUUUUCAUACCAAUUAAGUUGUUUAUGGUUAGCAUUAAACCUGGUAUCAUUUAAUG
Molecule: messenger RNA, 1800 nt
Organism: Drosophila bipectinata
Lineage: Eukaryota; Metazoa; Arthropoda; Insecta; Diptera; Drosophilidae
Product: probable cytochrome P450 9f2
Molecular function (GO): heme binding; monooxygenase activity; iron ion binding
Source: RefSeq, a predicted model, not a curated record